GUAAUUGGAGAGAGAGGGAUGGACCAUUUAGAGUGAGAAAAGAGAGAGUGAGAAAAGAGAGAGAGAGAUCUCUAAUAAAAGUGAAUAGUUAUUAGUUGUUAUUAGUCUCUCUCUCUCUCUCUCUUGCUAUUAGUCACUUUCAUAGCACACAAACUGCAUUUCUCUCUUAUUCUUGCGAGUCUCGAAUGGAGGGGGUCUUUUUUACACAGAGAAAAGGGGACUCUUUUAGCAGUCGAUUGCUACCCUUGUAUUCUCUCUCUCUCUCUCUUUCCCUUAAAAGAACCUUAUGACCGUGCCACAUGAACAGUGCCACUCUCAUUAUGACUAUUUGGUUUAUAUGGGAUCUUACACACAUUCACCCGCUGUCUAUGCCACUUGCACACAUUCAACCGCUUUCCUUCCUUCCAUAGGGAUGCAUUGAACAAAAGGCAAGGAGGAGAGAGGGAGAGAAAACUGCUCUUUCACACACGGUCCAUAACAAACAGGCAGAGUUUUUAAAGCAAAUGGACAUGCACUCUUCCUCCUCCUCCUCAUCGUCUUCCUCCUCAUCGGCAACGGCCUUGACACCCACGCGUCGGCAAAUGGGUGUUCUCCGCAUUGACACAGACAGUCAACAACGCUCAGGUCGCUCAACAUUCUCUCCUAUUGAACAAGUAUCAAGCGCACUCACCAUGGACGACACGGAACGCAGAGAUCCACUCGCCUUUUUAGACACGCUCCAAUCCUACCUCAUUUCUCCCAUCCCACGCUCCCAAAAACACUGCACAGAAUCCGCUCUUCUCGUCAAAACAUGGAUAGACUCUCUUUCCUCUAUUGACCACCACCACCAGCAACAGCAACAAACCUCUCCAGCAUGGUCUAGUAGAAUGAGCGGAUCGAGCACAGGCAGUCCAACUCAACAGUCAAACCUCCUAGAUCUCCUCGACGCGAAAAUUGCCGAACUCAAUGCCGACAUUGAAACCUUUCAUAUUCCCCGCUCGGCCUCUGUCUCAUCCUCCUUAUCCUCGCAUUCCUCGUGUUCGUCUUUAUCAUCUUCGCGUCUCGAAUCGAUUCCUGAGCACCCUCAACGAGACAUUCAGAAACUGAAAGAGUUGGAUCGCUUGAAUAGGCGGGAUGGCAGAAAACCCCUCCUUGCUUGAAAUAGUGCCCAUUUUUUUUGACGAGCAAACAUUGAUAUACACGCACACACACACGCACACACACACGCACGAGUCCCUCACAAUCACCGCCAUUCAUCUCGCCAUUCUUGAACCAAAAUAGACCUCUUGUUGAUGAUGAUCAUAUCCACUCGUUUCUCUUGUACAUUGUUUUUCUUGUUCUAUUUAAAGAAAAAACCUCUUAUCUCUUGUCUAGUUUUAUAGUCUAGUGUGUUGUUUUUGCUAGCAUUGGAUGUAGUCAACUUUUUUCCCAUACACACACACACAAGUUACUAUUAUAUCCUUAAUAGAGAUGCCACUUUUGCAGA
Spizellomyces punctatus DAOM BR117 is the source of this 1465-nucleotide messenger RNA. RefSeq lists its product as uncharacterized. The transcript has a single exon. Bases 504 to 1139 code for a protein of 211 amino acids. The record is from RefSeq and is a predicted model, not a curated record. NCBI's taxonomy places the organism in Eukaryota, Fungi, Chytridiomycota, Chytridiomycetes, Spizellomycetales, Spizellomycetaceae.